Pleuronectes platessa (European plaice) is the source of this 5818-nucleotide messenger RNA. It is a transcript of the gene rbpjb, whose product is annotated as recombination signal binding protein for immunoglobulin kappa J region b. Bases 92 to 1564 code for a protein of 490 amino acids. NCBI's taxonomy places the organism in Eukaryota, Metazoa, Chordata, Actinopteri, Pleuronectiformes, Pleuronectidae. Gene Ontology annotation, molecular function: RNA polymerase II cis-regulatory region sequence-specific DNA binding; DNA-binding transcription activator activity, RNA polymerase II-specific. Gene Ontology annotation, cellular component: MAML1-RBP-Jkappa- ICN1 complex; nucleus. Gene Ontology annotation, biological process: Notch signaling pathway; regulation of transcription by RNA polymerase II. The record is from RefSeq and is a predicted model, not a curated record. The transcript has 12 exons.
ACACACAGACACACACUCGCCAAAAGAAGAAGAAAAAAGAGAAGAAGAAGGAUAUCGCGAGUACUGGAGUUUUGGUGGGAGUUUGUGGAAGAUGGCGCCUGUUGUGACAGGGAAGUUCGGGGAGCGCCCUCAGCCACAGCGCCUAACAAGAGAAGCAAUGAGGAAUUACCUGAAGGAGCGAGGCGACCAAACUGUCAUGAUCCUGCACGCCAAAGUUGCACAGAAAUCCUACGGCAAUGAGAAAAGGUUCUUCUGCCCUCCCCCCUGCGUGUACCUGAUGGGCAGCGGCUGGAAGAAAAAGAAGGAGCAGAUGGAGAGAGACGGCUGCUCCGAGCAGGAGUCGCAGCCCUGUGCCUUCAUCGGCAUCGGCAACAGCGACCAGGAAAUGCAACAGCUCAACCUAGAGGGAAAGAAUUAUUGCACAGCUAAAACCUUGUACAUAUCCGACUCCGACAAGAGAAAGCACUUCAUGUUGUCUGUCAAGAUGUUCUACGGCAACAGCGCUGACAUUGGUGUCUUCCUCAGCAAGAGGAUCAAAGUCAUCUCCAAGCCCUCCAAAAAGAAGCAGUCCCUCAAAAACGCUGACUUGUGUAUCGCAUCAGGGACCAAGGUGGCGCUGUUCAACCGGCUGCGGUCCCAAACGGUCAGCACGCGCUAUCUACACGUGGAGGGGGGCAACUUUCACGCCAGCUCCCAGCAGUGGGGCGCCUUCUACAUCCACCUGUUGGAUGACGAGGAGUCAGAAGGAGAAGAGUUCACUGUGAGAGACGGUUACAUCCACUACGGCCAGACGGUCAAGCUGGUCUGCUCGGUCACCGGCAUGGCGCUGCCCAGACUGAUCAUCCGGAAGGUGGACAAGCAGACGGCGUUGCUGGACGCUGACGACCCCGUCUCUCAGCUCCACAAGUGUGCCUUCUACCUGAAGGACACCGAGCGCAUGUACCUGUGCCUUUCCCAAGAAAGGAUCAUCCAGUUUCAAGCCACUCCAUGCCCAAAGGAACCAAACAAGGAGAUGAUCAAUGAUGGCGCCUCCUGGACAAUCAUCAGCACAGACAAGGCCGAAUACACUUUCUACGAGGGCAUGGGCCCCGUCCACUCGACUGUCACCCCCGUGCCUGUGGUCGAGAGCUUACAGCUAAACGGUGGAGGGGACGUCGCCAUGUUGGAGCUGACGGGACAGAACUUCACUCCGAAUCUUCGGGUGUGGUUCGGCGACGUGGAGGCUGAGACCAUGUACAGGUGUGCGGAGAGCAUGCUGUGCGUGGUGCCCGACAUCUCUGCCUUCCGAGAGGGCUGGCGCUGGGUGCGACAGCCGGUCCAGGUGCCCGUCACGCUGGUGAGGAACGACGGCAUCAUCUACUCCACCACACUGACCUUCACCUAUACGCCAGAGCCCGGGCCGCGGCCACACUGCAGCGCCGCCGGGGCCAUCCUGCGGACCGGGAACUCCAGCCUGCUGAGCAGCGGCGGCCAAGAGGCCGGCUCCGGCGUCUACGGCCCCAACAGCACCUCCAACGCAGGAGUCACAUCCUCAUCCUCCACCGCCGCGGCUGUGGUCUCCUAACGCACACAGGGGGCCGCUGAAUACAAUAUGCCUUGAGAGCAAAUAUACCAGAGGGUAUAUACAGACUAUGGGAAAUAAUAAAAACUGACUCACUCUUAAGUGCUGUGUAUUAAUUUUGGGAUACAAAGAAGCUGAAAUGGAAAACGUUGGUGGGACAAAAGGAGCGAACACAGGGGGAAUCUGAAGAAGGAGGAACAUCCCAACGUUGUCAGCCAAUGGAAAUGAGCGAACAUGCUUCUUGACACGCCUCCUCUCCUGUGGUUCCUUUAAGGACCUGCCUGUUCCGUUCUGGCGUUUGGAACCAGUGAAGUUCCUGCCGGCUCAGAGCACCAGCACCUUUCUACGGCUGUGAGAAAUGGAAACCACAACAACAAUACAUCCACCGUGUACAAAAAAAAAAACAAGUUGUGUUGAAAGGAAAGUUAUAUUUUUGCGCUGCCUUGCUCCCCCUCCUCCUCCCUCGUCCCCUCAUCUCCUCCCACCACUUGUUUUUUAUAAUUAUUCCUUUUUUGUUUUUACUCUGCGUUCAUUUGUGGUUUCCUAGCGGGGGGGCUGGAUGUAUUGUUGUUGGAGCGAGUGCGAGGAUGCAGAGGGACACACAUGACUCGUGACAAUAACAUAGUUUUUAUGGACCAAGGAUCUUGUAUAAGCUUUAGUAAAGGUACAUUUUUCUCCAUACCUUUUUUGUAUUAAACAUAUAGUACACUUUUGUUACCAAAUAGUUUCUAUUCUUCCCCCGAGCUUGGGCUUUGUUUUCCCCCUUUGAGGUCCAAACCCCCCCCCCCCCCCCCCAACCUGUAUGUUAUUGCAACCUUAACUUUGAAACGCCUGCUUGUCCGCUCUCUGGAUCGAACUCUUGUUUUUGAUACUCUCACUUCUUCUGUUGGGGAAAAAAAAGAAACCUGAAGUCUUGGUUGUUUAUUUACAUAAGCGAAGGUUGUUGUUUUUGUUUGUUUGUUUGUUUGUUUUUUAAAAAAUUUUGGGGAAUAACCUCAGAGGGCCUAUUUUUUAUCAUUGGUUUUUAUGAAGUCUUUAAAAAGAAAAGCUUUAAGCAACGCCUCUGCCUUGCCUGCAAUACUCUAUGUGCGCUAUGUCUCCUUUUUCGGAAAAUAUACUCAUCAGUACAUCUCACGUGGAGCCAUAGGUUUUGCAGAAUACGUCAAAAAAUAAGAAAAAGAAAACUAGACUUCCACAGUUACUGGGAAUCAAGUCUGUUUGUCAUUUACAAACUAAUGUAAUAAGCGUAGUCACUGACUUCAAAGGAUAGCCUUAGUACUGUAUAUUCUUACUGUGCACACAGUCAAACCAGUCACAUAUCUAAUAUCCUGUACCUGUUGCUCUGUCUCUGUGAACGUAUCGGGAAAAAAAAAUGUCGUGAAAACUUUGUCUCUGAAAACUGCUCCGAGCGAGGUGCGUUCCUGUGUGAGCUGUCGUUCCGGUGGCGUUUAACUCCAGUGUUUUGUUUUCUUCUCUUUCUCUUCUUUCAAGAAAAAAAAACAGACACUUUUCAAUUCGAUGUGGCCUUACUGAUAACUUAAAAAAAACCUAAACACUUCACCUGUUUCUUAUCUGCUGUUUACUCACCUUGAAAGAACCCGUGCAUAGCACAAAACAAGCUCAUGCCCGGCCUCUUACUGCUGGAGCCCCCGACGCUCCAGAGCCACAUGUUGUCGUGCAAAGCAAAGCAGCCUUCUGAAGGAUCUCUCAGCCUUCACGUCUCUUUUUGUGUGUUUUUUUUUUCUUUUCUUUUGUGGUGAACAAGUACAAUAAUCCUGUUUUUUUUUUUUAUUCUCCUGCGGUGCCCGGCACCUUCUCACUUUUUGGUACAAUGUCUCACAAAGAGCGCUGUAAAGCUCCUUCCUUCCAGCCUUCCCCCCUUUUUUGAAAAAGAAAUCUCCUGUGGUUUAUUCUCGUCUCGCAGAAACAAGCGCACGUGCGUGAUGAACCCACUGUCCGAGUAGUUGCACUCAUCUCGUGUUCAUGGUGACCGCGUAAAGGCCUUCUAAAUGUGUGUUAUUGAAGAUGUGCAUUUCCAAACAGAACAGCAAUAUUGUACAGGUCAUUUCAUCAUGUUUGUCCGCCUGAGCACUAACUUCACCAGCCAGCAAAUAUAUGUGUGUGUCUGAAUGUGUGAGUGUGUGUGUGAGUGAGUGAGUGAUUGUCACAUGUAAGUCGCUGUAAUGGAAUAUUGAGUCAGACUCGCUCCAUUUCAAAACUGCUCUCCAAAAAAAAGAAAAAGAACCAAACUUGAGAUUCACGACUUUCUCUGUCUUCCACCUGAAUCCAAAUGUCUGGUGAUUGUGGAUUAUUAAACAUUCGAAGGCAAUACUUGUGCUCUUUUAGUUUUUACAGUACGACUGUACACACUUCCUGGGAAAAAACAACAAAAGAACAACGAUACUGUAACUUGAAUGUCUGCUCAAUGAAGUAUUUCCGAAUUUUUACUUACGAAACAAAACCUUGAAAUAGGAACAAAAAAGGAUUUUUCUUGUAACCCCCCCUUUCAAUGUAAAGAAAAAGAACAAUUAAGUUAUGCCCCAGUUUCACCACCCCUGUCCACCUGUCCGUCAUUAAUGUUAAAUAUUUUAUAUUGUAAAAUUGAUAUUUUUUAAAUUAUUGGUACAAAGUCUCCCUUUGUCUUAUGUCAAAAAGAAGAAAAAAAGAAAAGUGCAUUAUUGCCCAUGCUGCCUAGGUUGGCCUGGGAGAGUAUUUUGUUUUAUUUUGUUGGAAAUGUGGAGGAGUUGGUGCUGCAGCGUUAGUGUAGCAUCGAACCGACAACCCCGAACCCUUUACUCUGCAGGAUGGAGGUCCACGAAAUCUCAACUGUAGAUUUUUUUAAACUCAAGUGUUUUUUCUACUAGCUCUAAAAUUCAUAUUAUUUUUAAACAUAGCCUCUGUGUUAGCGUCACACACACAACGCCCCACCCACCUCGAUGCUUGGACAUUUUGGGGUUUUUGUUUACACCUCUUUUAGGCCGAUCUUCCCCUCCACCCUGCAGCUCCUCUUCAUCGCCUCACGCGAGUCUGAACAGAGCAGCAUUGUCACAUUUCAAGCUAACGAAGUGGGUGAUGCAUGCUAUUUUAUUUUUUUUGUUUAGUUUUGAAAAUGUGUCGCCUUGACAAUCCGAGCUGGUUUACAAAUUUCUCUUUUUUUUCCCUCUUAAAACAUCCGGAAAGUUUUUAAGAGAUUUGGGAGGAUACUGAAUAACUUGAUGAAUUCCCCCCCACCCCACCCCCCCUUCCUUAGCUCAUGACGGGGACGAGCUGAGGGGUCAAACAGAUGUUACAUGCCUUCUUGAACGACCCAACGACAAAGCUUUCAGAUAGAGAGGGGACACAACCAUCUCAUUAGCAUUUAUAAAUGCUUUGUUUUGUUUUACAAAAUAUUACCCAACCGGUUUCUUUCUGUCUGUGUGUGAAUGGUCAUAAUGGUUUUACUCUUCCAAAAGCAGCUGUUCUUGUUUUUUUUGUUUUUGUUUUUUUAUAAUGAGCUCUGAACAAUGUAUGUAUCCUCUAAUAUGCCAAAUGUCUUUUUAUAAUGUAGUUUCCAUGCACUGCUAAACGAAACAGGGCAGAGUGAGAGGCAGCUUUAAACAAACUUUCAAAAGAAAAAAAAAAAAGGAGUGUGGAGCCCUUCUCUGUCGCACUCAGCCUUACUUCUCCUUCAGACUUCUGGGCUGUUUGCACUACAGAGCGCUAACCUUGUCUUUUUCUCUCACACAUUUCAUCCUCACUCUUUCAUCGCUCAUGUUUGUGUUUGUACAUUUGGAGUUUUCUCAUUUCCCCCCACCCCACCCUUCUUUAUUUGUCAUCAUGCAGCCUGUCGUGCUUAGCUUUGCUACAGUCGGAUCACUUUUUUUUUUUUCUGUUGUCAUUUCCCCUCUUCUUCAUCUUCUUCUUCUCUUCCUCUUCCUCCAUGUCCUUCCACUAUCUUUCACUCUCACUGUAUCUGUGUAUUAUUCUAGUAACUGGUAAGCAGAGGUGUCAUUGUGGUAGUGUACUCAGUGCUCAAAGGGUUGCUGAUGGUAGAAACCUGUGCCGUUUGUAACAUUUUUAGCAAUAACGUCAAAACAGGGGGACGGUUUUUUGAUAACAUGCGUUUAGUUUGUUUUGUUUUUGUACAUAUUGCAGCUCCAGAUCAUGCUCAAAUCUGUAAUGUCAUUAAAAGAACAGAAGAAAAAAAAACGUGAAAAAAAAACAAAACUUGCAAUAUUGGCAUAAAAAUGAGAAAUAAAACAAGUGAUACAAAAAUCA